Molecule: messenger RNA, 2552 nt
Organism: Megalops cyprinoides (Indo-Pacific tarpon)
Lineage: Eukaryota; Metazoa; Chordata; Actinopteri; Elopiformes; Megalopidae
Gene: serinc1
Product: serine incorporator 1
Exons: 10
Coding region: 103-1485 (460 amino acids)
Cellular component (GO): membrane
Source: RefSeq, a predicted model, not a curated record
CUCUCGCUGAAAGCCUAGAACGGAAGUGAUAGGAGACUGUAAACAAUAAGCAGACGGGCGGUAUCCAUCUUUUUGAGAAAGGUCGGGAACUGAGCAGCCAAAAUGGGUUCUGUUCUUGGACUGUGCUCCAUGGCAAGCUGGAUCCCCUGCCUGUGCGGGAGCGCCCCCUGUCUGCUGUGCAGGUGCUGCCCCAGCGGGAAUAACUCCACAGUCACACGGCUCAUCUACGCCUUCUUCCUGCUGCUGGGUGUGGGCGUGGCCUGCAUCAUGCUCAUGCCAGGCAUGGAGGGCCAGCUGAAGAAGAUACCUGGUUUUUGUGAAGGCGGGGCAGGCUCGUCCAUCCCAGGAGUGCACGGCCAUGUUAACUGUGAUGUCCUGGUUGGGUACAAGGCCGUGUACCGUGUCUGCUUCGGCAUGGCCAUGUUUUUCCUGCUCUUCUCCCUCCUCAUGAUCAAGGUCCGCAGCAGCCAGGACCCCCGCGCUGCUGUGCACAAUGGCUUUUGGUUCUUCAAGUUUGCUGCUGCAACAGCCAUUUCUGUCGGUGCAUUCUUCAUUCCAGAGGGGCCCUUUACAACUGUGUGGUUCUACGUGGGCAUGGCAGGCGCUUUCUGCUUCAUUCUGAUCCAGCUGGUGCUGCUGAUCGACUUCGCCCACUCCUGGAACGAGUCCUGGGUGGAGAAGAUGGAGGAGGGCAACUCACGCUGCUGGUAUGCAGCCCUCCUCUCCGCGACGACCGUCAACUACGUUCUGUCCCUGGUGUCGCUGGUCAUGUUCUACGUGUACUACACCCACAGCGAUGGCUGCACUGAGAACAAGGCCUUCAUCAGCGUCAACAUGCUGCUGUGUGUGGGGGCGUCUGUCAUGUCCAUCCUGCCCAAGAUACAGGAGUCUCAGCCCAGGUCAGGACUGCUGCAAUCCUCCCUUGUUACCCUGUACACAAUGUACCUGACCUGGUCUGCAAUGACUAACGAACCUGACAGGAGGUGUAACCCAAGUCUGCUUGGCAUCAUUGGUCUGAAUAGUACUAGCCCUGCUGGCAAAGACAAUGUGGUGCAGUGGUGGGAUGCCCAAGGAAUUGUGGGAUUGAUCCUGUUCUUGAUGUGUGUUCUGUACUCCAGCAUCCGGAACUCAUCCAAUAGCCAGGUGAACAAGCUGACCCUGACCAGUGACGAGUCAGCACUGAUCGAGGACGGCGCAGGACACCCCGAGUCCAUGGAGGAGGCAGAAGAUGCACGCCGCGCCGUCGACAACGAGAAGGACGGGGUCACCUACAGCUACUCCUUCUUCCACUUCAUGCUUUUCCUGGCCUCCCUCUACAUCAUGAUGACCCUCACCAACUGGUACAGCCCUGACUCCUCCUACGAGACGAUGACGAGCAAGUGGCCGUCCGUGUGGGUGAAGAUCUCGUCCAGCUGGAUCUGCAUCGCGCUGUACGUCUGGACCCUGGUGGCGCCGCUGGUCCUCACCAACCGCGACUUUGACUGAACCCCCCCCGUGCCUCAAAGCCGGGCAACGCCCCGCUUCUUCAUUUGCAUUGUGAAUAACCUGCAGUGUCCAGUGUGACCAGCUUCAUUGGCAUUUGUAAAUACUGUACCGUUUUGUUCCUGUGGCUGAUCCCUACAUCUUUUUACUGCAUGUGAAGAGUAGAUGGGCAUUUCUCAGUGUUGAAACCUGUUGAAAAGAUGAGGGAAGACGAACUGACAGGUCUUUGAAAAGUUGUCGUUAGGAGAUACUCUUACACUUCUGACUUCAGGGAGAGAGAUCCUAGAGGACUCUUGCCAGAAUGGUUUGGAUACUGCUGAAGAGGAAGUCCCAGGUAUCAGUUAUGUAAAAGAAGGAAGUGAGCUGAGGUGUGUUCUCCCUGCAGACGGCAUCCAUAUAGUGAAAAUCCAGUUGAAAUGUCAGUUCGCACUAGUUGCUUACUGCGGGAUUUAAAUUUAUAGUUCCAAGAAAUCAGUUGAUGAUGCGCAUUCCCUGCAGAGCUGUGGUUCCUUCCUGCAUUUCCUUUAGCGUGCGAUCAAACCAUCUGUUCCGACAGCGAAACAUGUAGUCUGACAUUUGCAUGAAAUCAGCUACCAUCAUUAAAGUCUCCCUCUUUGGGAAGCUUUCAUUUGCUGUGAUUUUUUUUCCCUGACAACUUGUACCAAAAGUGUCUUGACUUGGUACACAUUGUAACUGUAAAAUUGUUGAAUUGGGUGUCCUAGUACUAACCCUUUGCAACCUGCUAAAGACCCUUUUAUGGCUUUGUUUUUGGUCUAUAAAGAAUUUGUGUGUGUCAACACUUUGCACUGAUUAUUUUAAAUUGUUUGGAAUUUGUGCGUUUGUACUGUGGACAGUAAGAGCGUGUUGAUUGUGGACCAUUUUCACAUCAGAGUAGGUGUAUUAUUUGUGUAUUUCUAGCAGACUGGCAACAGAUCAUGUAUUGUGGUUGCACUUAAAAAGAGCUAGCAUUACACCCUCUCAUGUGACUUAUUUCCUUUUGUUUUGCCUUUCACAUGCAAGUGCAUUGUAAUCUAUCUUCAUUUAAUUCCAAUAAAGGUAAUGUUUCUUCA